Molecule: messenger RNA, 2130 nt
Organism: Amphibalanus amphitrite
Lineage: Eukaryota; Metazoa; Arthropoda; Thecostraca; Balanomorpha; Balanidae
Product: CLIP domain-containing serine protease B9-like
Exons: 10
Coding region: 195-1724 (509 amino acids)
Biological process (GO): proteolysis
Molecular function (GO): serine-type endopeptidase activity
Source: RefSeq, a predicted model, not a curated record
AGCAGUUGUGUUUCAUGAAGUGAAUGUGCUAAUAUUAGUCCAUCGUCUGCAAAGAACACGGUCAGCUGUCGUCGCGUCGGGCGGCGGAAUUUCCAGGCGCGGCGCGGGGCCGGCCCGCUCCUCGCGCAGGGCUCAGUCGCUGGACGCGGUGGCCGCUGGAGGCGGGUGGGCUGACGGUGACGACGCUCGGCACGAUGGACCGCACACGGAGGAUAGCCGCCCUGCUGCUGCUGGUGGCGGUAGGAGCGAGCGCCACCUUCGAGCUACCACAGUAUGAUCCAGUGCUGGGGGACGUGUUUCCCGUGCUGGUGGAGGCCCGAAGCAGCAGUUUCCACCGGGAUUGCCACCAGAAGGCCGAGUGCGUUCCCAUCAGCAGCUGCCCCAAGCUCUAUGAGCUGCUCAGCCUGCCCACCAUUCAGAGUGUACGCAGACUGAAAGCCAGCACGUGCAGGAUAGUGGACAGGAAACCAUUCGUGUGCUGCUAUAAAAACGAUAUACUUCCAUCCCCCGAGCAGCCGCCCUCAACUGAGGCCGAGACGGGGACUCCGAAAACCGACACAAGACACGAGCAGCCACCUGCUGAGCCCGAGCAGCCACCUGCAGAGUCCGAGCAGCCGCCUGCUGAGCCCGAGCAGCCGUCUGCUGAACCCGAGCAACCGGCUGCUGAGCCAGAGCAGCUUCCCGUUGAGCCAGCCUCGACACCAUCAGAAGCCGUUGACACAGCUGUAGCACCAGCUGAAGCACCUGCCGACCCAGUACCGGAGCCAGCGGAGGCGCCCGCCAACACGUCUUCAGCCGCCGAGGAAGGCGAACUAGUGGCGCGGUUCUUCUCGUCCAGCGAUCCCAGCCAAGAGGUGCACGAGGAGCUGGAUUAUCUGGACGAGCACGAGGAAUUCCAUGAGUGCGGCUUCGGCAGGCUGGCCACGCGCAUCUUCGGCGGUGUCGAAGCGCUUCCCCACAGCUGGCCGUGGAUCGCCGUGCUCGGCUACGGCUUCGUGCCGGAGGACGUGUACUGGGCGUGCGGCGCCACGCUGGUCGGGCCCCGGCACGUGGUCACGGCAGCACACUGCGUCACGGAGGAGACCGCCGACGGCCUGCAGGUGGUCACAGACCUCCAGCGGGUUCGUCUGGGCGAGCACGAUCUGUUCAACGACAACGACGGGCCGGUGGUGGACGCCAUCCCGGAGCGGAUCAUCGUGCACGAUAACUACACCGGUCGGCCCGAGUACAGUAACGACAUCGCCCUCAUCCGACUGGACAGGAGGGUCAACUACACAGAGAACAUUUCGCCGGUGUGUCUGCCGGGAGUGCUGCGUCCACCGGUGGAGAUACCGAGCGAAGACCAGCCCGCCGCCACCGUCACACCGAAUGCCGAGGAGAACGAGUUCAUAGUGUCGGGAUGGGGCAGCGACGGGGUGCGUCACGGCACCGACCGGCUGAGGGAGGUGACCGUCACACAGGUGAACGGCACAGUCUGCAGACAACACUUCGGCAGGUUCGGUAUCCCGGUGCGGGACACCAUUCAGCUGUGUGCCGGAGGCCAGGGCGUCGACAGCUGCAGCGGAGACUCCGGAGGGCCACUCAUACAGGACACGGGCAUGCAGUACGAGCUGGUGGGCGUGGUCAGUCUGGGCGGGGUCAUCUGCGGAGGUCAGAUCCCCGGCCUGUACACGCGCGUGCAGGCCUACACCGAGUGGAUGGCCGCUGUCAUGGCGGAGGUGUAGAAGGCGGGACGGAACGCUGCGACAACUCAUCACAGAGGCGUGCGGGGAGCGUGUGGAUAUCGCAUAUUGCGGAUCCAACAGGGGCUGACCCGUAUUGUGUCAGUGAGGUGUCAGUGACGUUUUGGAAAUAUCAGUGAGUCAUAUGAGAAACCAGUGCGGAUAUCGCAAUGACCAAGAUACUUAUCUAUCUAAUGACUAAACAUCGAUAGCUAUCGACGAUAGUCGUUAUAAUGCGUCAAGUAUAGUCAUUUUUUGUACUGAAAGAUCUUGAUAAAAUGGCUCUUUCGUAAAAAGUCAGACACAAUUCGUGUCACAGGCAUCAUGUCGCCAAAAACUAUAAAUGAUGGUGAAGCGUAUCUUGUGUGAGACUUCAAUGGGGUUACAUGAAAUACAAAGGAUGUACGAA